GUUAAUUCGGGUCAAUAGCAGCACACGCCCGUAUAAGAGAGAAGACGGUCAUUAGGCAUGAAUUCGAAGGAUCAAGCGCAACUUACCACCCACAUCUCCUUUCAAGCAUGUUCACGAAAUCCCUUCUCGUUGCCUUUUCAUUGAUUACCCUGGCACUAGCCGUGCCGCUAGGUGAUAGCGAGAAGAGAGCCUUCACUGCGGAGGACCUCUUCCUAGAGGCUAAGUCCGAUGUGGUCGUCAACGCUCGAGGUCUCUCUGCCGACGAUCUCUUCCGUGAGGCAAAAACAGAUGUCGUCCAGAAUCUAAAGAGGGGAUUGACUGCUGAGGAUCUUGUCGCGGAAGCCAAGACGGCUGUUGUUCAGAAUCUCAAGAGAGAAUUGACCUUCGACGAAUUGGUUAGUGAAUCGCGUACUGGAGUCCUUCAGGGCAACGAAAGACGGGGUCUAGCCAUUGAAGAGUUGAUUAACGAAUCCAAAGCCAGCGUCCUCCAGAACGCCAAGAGAGACAUCGCUUAAAGCGGCAAGUAUAGUACGAGUGUGAGACUGUCCUUUCAGUUCGUUGGUAGACUUUUGGCAA
Somion occarium is the source of this 576-nucleotide messenger RNA. The record is from the annotation of a GenBank genome assembly. Lineage: Eukaryota; Fungi; Basidiomycota; Agaricomycetes; Polyporales; Cerrenaceae.